AUGUCGAUAUUUAAUAUUUCAUUAAUCUAUUUGAUUGAUGUAAAUGAUGAAGAUAAUAUGAAUGAUCAUGAUGAAAAUGCAAUAAAUGAAUCUAUGGAUGGAUAUUCUGAAACAGUUAUCGAAAUACCACUUAAUCCAAUCUUUAUUGUUCACCACCUACAAAUAGCUGAUCUUAUUGUACACACUAAUGAUCAAAAUUAUAUAAGAUUUGGACAAACUCAAAUUUGUCAUUUAGCUGAAGUAUUAUUUUAUAAGAUUCAAAACUGUAAACAUUAUACUGCGAGAGUCGAAUUAUCAAGCAAUAAAAAUUUAGAAAUAUAUGAUAAGUUAAUACUUAUUCCAUUAAAUGAUACUGAUCAAGAUCUUAUUAUAAAAGAAAAAAAUGUUUCUUUUAAUAUUAAUGUAAUAGGAGAUAAUAAACUUGAUGUUGUUAUUGAUGAUACAAUCAAUAAUUCUGUAAAAAAUAAUAAGUCAAAUGUUAAAGAUAUACCAAAAGUAAAUUGUGUAAUAACAAUAGGCAAUAAUUUAAUGUGUACAUUAUAUGAUGCAUUUUUAUAUGGUUUUACUCCCUCAUUUUGUUGGAUAGAUGAUAUCAAAAAUUUUACUCCAGCUAAAGCACCAGAUGAUAUACAUUCGUUUUAUGAUAGUAAUGAAAAGAACUCAAUGAAUAUUAUUAAGAAUAGUAUUAAUAUUGCCGAAGAAGCAGACGAAUUGUUAUCAUGUUUUAAAAAAUUCUUUAUUGAUAUUCUUAAUGAUGAACAAUCACAUCAAAAACGUCUUAUGAAUGAAUAUUGCAUCUCAGAAACAGCAUCAAUAGAUGUAUUAUCUGAUCAAAUAUUACAAGAUGAAGAAAAUACUAUUGAUGAAAAUAAAGUCGAUCAUGAAGAAUUGAUACUGCCUACUUAUUCAAUGAGUAUGCAUUUUCGAAAACAAUGGAAUUCUGUCUGUCCGAACGAAGAAUAG
This is a messenger RNA of Rotaria sp. Silwood2, 963 nucleotides long. NCBI's taxonomy places the organism in Eukaryota, Metazoa, Rotifera, Eurotatoria, Philodinida, Philodinidae. The record is from the annotation of a GenBank genome assembly.